UUAGACGAGCCCUGGAGUAUAACAGCGAACAGCAAUCAGGUCAGACGUGGUAGGGUGAAAGAGAUGGAAUGUAGAAAGAGCUGACCGAGUAUUUCCAUGCCGGCUUUGCUGAGCUUGAACUCUCCGCUCUGUGUGUAGCCCUUGGGGCCGGCGGUCUCAAUCACCUUGCGGCUGCUUGACAACAGACGGCUGGUCGACAUCAGAGGACCGCCUGACACACAACACGCAGACAGACAGACACUCUCAGUCUCCCUUUCCCCCUCAGUCCCUCCCUCCCUCCCUCCCUGUCUGUCUGACCUGUGGAGGUGAGUGGCUCCCCCCCGGCACCAAACGCGCGUGACUGGACAUCUGGGGGCAGCUCUCCCUUCUUGGUGGACGGACCGCAGCAGGGCGAGCACGUCGAACCGGCACAACUCUUCUUCGACUUCUUCUUCAGAUCCUGCACAUACAUCCACAGACAGAGACACGCACACACACUCCCUCCCUCCCUCCCUGCGCGUGUGAGUGCGUGUGUUGCGUUGCCCCGCUGUCCGGUGGACUAACCGGCUGCUCAGGCUGGUAGAGGGUCGGGUCCAUGGGUGGAGGAGGAGGCAACUCCCCUCCCUGCACAGUGAGGCCGGGAGCGGGGCCACCGUACACGGGGGGAUGCUGCUGCUCCUGUCCCUGCUGCUGCUGCUCGACAGUCUGCUCAACCUGCUCCUGGGGAACCUCGGACGCUGAGCAGACCGGGUCACAACCACACAAACAACACACACGUGCCCAACACACGACAUCGAAAAGUGUGGUGGUGAGCUGCGUGUGGGGGCGCUCAAGGAGGAGCGCUUGACGGUCCGUUGCAGGCAGGCACCAAGGGCAGACGUGCUGGGGGUGUCUUACCCAUCGUAUAGGACAGAUGAAGAGAGAGGGAGUCGCUGGGAAACCACUAAGAAGAAUGGCUGGCGGGGCCCGACGCCGACACUCAAACACGAAACCUCAAGGACGGAACCAGACGAAAGACGCACUGCUGCUGCAGAGGAUGCCUC
Messenger RNA from Vitrella brassicaformis, 1022 nucleotides. The record is from the annotation of a GenBank genome assembly. NCBI's taxonomy places the organism in Eukaryota, Vitrellaceae.